Schistosoma turkestanicum is the source of this 201-nucleotide messenger RNA. NCBI's taxonomy places the organism in Eukaryota, Metazoa, Platyhelminthes, Trematoda, Strigeidida, Schistosomatidae. The record is from the annotation of a GenBank genome assembly.
AUGUGUGUUAUUCCUAAUUAUUGCCCAUUGCUCACAUUCUUAGACGCAAUAAUGAUAAUACCCAUACGUUGCUUUACGUGCGGGAAGGUUGUUGGUGAUAAAUGGGAAAGCUAUAUUGGCCUACUUCAAGCUGAAUACGCUGAAGGAGAUGCCCUGGAUACCUUAGAGAAGUUGCUGAACUAUUCACCUUUACAAAGGUAA